This is a messenger RNA of Lodderomyces margitis, 1191 nucleotides long. Its product is annotated as ribosome dissociation factor. Gene Ontology annotation, biological process: nuclear-transcribed mRNA catabolic process, non-stop decay; nonfunctional rRNA decay; RNA surveillance. Gene Ontology annotation, cellular component: cytoplasm. The transcript has a single exon. NCBI's taxonomy places the organism in Eukaryota, Fungi, Ascomycota, Pichiomycetes, Serinales, Debaryomycetaceae. The coding region runs from base 1 to 1191 and encodes 396 amino acids. The record is from RefSeq and is a predicted model, not a curated record.
AUGCAAGUCAAAAAUAAAGUCAAGUUAAAGGACAAAAAUGUUGCUGUUAGUCUAGUGCCUGAAGAUUCUGAGGAUUUAUGGUAUUUAUACAAUCUCAUCAAAAAGGGCGACACAGUACAGUUGCUUACCCAUCGAAAUGUGAAAAAGGGCAACCAGAAUCAAAUCACAAAGGGGAAACUGAAGAUGGAAAAGAUACUAGUCAAGCUAAGGUUACUAGUAGAAGACGUCGAUUACAUUGCUAGUGAUUCAGUAAUGAGAGUCAAUGGGAAAUCUUUAUUACAACAAGAGUACGUUCCUUUGAAUAGUUAUCACACCGCCGAGAUUGAGUUGAAUAAAGAAGUGAGCAUUGUGAAAUCAAGUUGGGAUGAAUAUGAUAUGACGUUAUUGGACGAUCUAUGCUCGGUUGAAAAGAAAGCCGAUAUUGGAGCUGUAGUCUUUCAAGAAGGUGUUGCCCAUUUAUGCUAUGUGACUGACCAAAUGACGGUUUUGCAGUCAAAAAUUGAAAAAUCUAUUCCAAGAAAGAAUAAGGACUAUGGAACUCGCGACCUAGAUAAAGCAAUGAAUUCAUUCUACAAUAUGAUCAUCCAAGGAAUAAUACGCCAUUUUGAUUUCAACAGACUAAAGGUUAUUAUACUAGCAUCGCCCGGGUUUUUAGCAAAGACAUUAUAUGAACGAUUGAUACAGGAAUGUAUAACGAUGCAAAAUGCAUCUACAAAGGAGUCUAAAAUUUUUCAACUGAUUUUGGACAAUAAGAACAAAAUAUUGGUGACUCAUUCUUCAACGGGGUACUUGCAAGGCUUGGAAGAGGUUUUGGCUGAUUCCCAACUGCAAAAGAAACUAUCAGAUACCAAGUUUCUUGAAGAGUCACAAGCAUUGCUGCGUUUCCAAAGAGCAUUAAACGAUGACGAUGGAAGAGCAUGGUACGGGUUGGAAGAAAUUACAAAAGCAUUGAAUUUAGAUGCCAUUCGAUAUUUGAUGGUCUCGGAUGCAUUAUUUCGCAAUGAUGAUAUAGAAACUAGAAGACAGUACAUUGACUUGACAGAGCAAGCCAAACAGAUGGGAGCCAAAGUGUAUAUUUUCUCCAGCUUGCAUGAGCUGGGGAUCCAAUUAAAUCAAUUGACUGGAGUGGCUGCAUUGUUAAAGUAUCCUAUUCCCGACUUGGACGAUUCCGACGAGGAGGGGGAGGAAUGA